UUGCCACCCAGUGGCCCCGCUGCCCCAAUGGAUCCACUGAACCUGUCCUGGUACGAUGAUGAUCUGGAGAGGCAGAACUGGAGCCGACCCUUCAAUGGGUCAGAAGGAAAGGCGGACAGGCCCCACUACAACUACUAUGCCAUGCUGCUCACCCUCCUCAUCUUUGUCAUUGUCUUUGGCAAUGUGCUGGUGUGCAUGGCUGUAUCCCGAGAGAAGGCUUUGCAGACCACCACCAACUACCUGAUAGUCAGCCUUGCUGUGGCCGAUCUUCUGGUAGCCACACUGGUCAUGCCCUGGGUCGUCUACCUGGAGGUGGUGGGCGAGUGGAAAUUCAGCAGGAUUCACUGUGACAUCUUUGUCACUCUGGACGUCAUGAUGUGCACAGCCAGCAUCCUGAACCUGUGUGCCAUCAGCAUUGACAGGUACACAGCUGUGGCCAUGCCCAUGUUGUACAACACGCGCUAUAGCUCCAAACGUCGAGUCACUGUCAUGAUCGCCAUUGUCUGGGUCCUGUCCUUCACCAUCUCCUGCCCACUGCUCUUCGGACUCAACAACACAGAUCAGAAUGAGUGUAUCAUCGCCAACCCUGCCUUCGUGGUCUACUCCUCCAUCGUCUCAUUCUACGUGCCGUUCAUCGUUACCCUGCUGGUCUACAUCAAAAUCUACAUCGUCCUCCGCAAGCGCCGCAAGCGGGUCAACACCAAGCGCAGCAGCCGAGCUUUCAGAGCCAACCUGAAGACCCCGCUCAAGGGCAACUGUACUCACCCUGAGGACAUGAAACUCUGCACCGUUAUCAUGAAGUCUAAUGGGAGUUUCCCAGUGAACAGGCGGAGAAUGGAUGCUGCCCGCCGAGCUCAGGAGCUGGAGAUGGAGAUGCUGUCAAGCACCAGCCCACCAGAGAGGACCCGGUAUAGCCCCAUCCCACCCAGUCACCACCAGCUAACUCUCCCCGAUCCAUCCCACCAUGGCCUCCAUAGCAACCCUGACAGUCCUGCCAAACCAGAGAAGAAUGGGCAUGCCAAGAUUGUCAACCCCAAGAUUGCCAAGUUCUUUGAGAUCCAGACCAUGCCCAAUGGCAAAACCCGGACCUCCCUAAAGUCAAUGAGCCGCAGGAAGCUCUCCCAGCAGAAGGAGAAGAAAGCCACUCAGAUGCUUGCCAUUGUUCUGGGUGUGUUCAUCAUCUGCUGGCUGCCCUUCUUCAUCACGCACAUCCUGAAUAUUCACUGUGACUGCAACAUCCCGCCCGUCCUCUACAGCGCCUUCACGUGGCUGGGCUAUGUCAACAGUGCCGUGAACCCCAUCAUCUACACCACCUUCAACAUCGAGUUCCGCAAGGCCUUCAUGAAGAUCCUGCACUGUUGAGUCUGAGUCUGCCCCUCGCCUGCACAGCAGCUGCUUCCCGCCUCCCUGCCUAGGCAGGCCAGAC
Messenger RNA from Peromyscus eremicus (cactus mouse), 1426 nucleotides. RefSeq names its product dopamine receptor D2 (gene Drd2). The coding region runs from base 28 to 1362 and encodes 444 amino acids. The record is from RefSeq and is a predicted model, not a curated record. Gene Ontology annotation, cellular component: glutamatergic synapse; presynaptic membrane. The transcript has 7 exons. Gene Ontology annotation, molecular function: G protein-coupled receptor activity; dopamine neurotransmitter receptor activity, coupled via Gi/Go. Gene Ontology annotation, biological process: adenylate cyclase-activating adrenergic receptor signaling pathway; adenylate cyclase-inhibiting dopamine receptor signaling pathway. NCBI's taxonomy places the organism in Eukaryota, Metazoa, Chordata, Mammalia, Rodentia, Cricetidae.